GAGCUCACAUCCCACUCCUAGCUCCGUUCAUUAGUCUAUCCAUCAGUCGGCAGAGGAGACAGGAGACGCUGCAAAGAGGAUCUGUGAGGAACAGAACGAAACAGAGGGGCUACAUCAUGAAAUACUUCCCUGCUUAUUACUUGCUGCCUCUUUUUCCUGCACUGGUCUUCAGUACUAGACAGGGCUAUGAAGAACUGGAGAGACAGCUGAAGGAAGUCUUUAAGGAAAGGAGCAAUAUUCUUCGUCAGCUGUCGAAGACUUAUAAAGAACUCGAGGGAAUUAAAGUAAACCUCCAGUCUUUGAAAAAUGAUGAAGCGUCAGCCAGAAGAGAUGUGCAGAAACUUCUUGAACUGGGCAAAAAGCAAAGGGAAGAAAUGAAAUCUCUUCAGGAGGCCUUUCAAAAGCAGCUUAAUGAGGCAGCUGAGAAGGCAGAAAAGCAGCAAGCUACUAUUAAUUUUUUGAAGACAGAAAUGGAAAGGAAGAGCAGAAUGAUCCGGGACCUCCAAAAUGAGAACAAAAGCCUCAAAAACAAGCUGCUGUCAGGAAACAAGCUUUGUGGUAUUCGUGCAGAAGAGUCAAAAAAGAUCCAAGCCCAGCUGAAAGAACUUCGUUACGGCAAAAAAGAUUUCAUUUUCAAGGCACAACGGCUAACAGAUCUGGAACAGAAACUAGCAGCUGCAAAAGAUGAAUUGGAAAAGGCAGCCCUUGACAAGGAUUCACAGCUGAAAGCUCUCAAGGACACUGUGAAGUUUUGCCUGUCCUCCGUUCUGCGCAAUCAACCUACUGCUAUGCAUCGAAUCCCUUCAAAACCAACAGAGAAGCUGACAUCCUCAGCUACAGAGGGCUCAAAAGUUCAAUUUCCAGUAAUAAGCACCAAGCAAAAUGCCUCAGCAGAGAAAGAGAGUCUGCACGUGGCCUCAAGAAAGGAAGAAAACCAGAGUGUGCAGGAGUGCAAUUCUCAGGAUGUUGGCAAGACAUGUCUGGGGAAUUACAGUAAUUCAACAUCUCGUUUGAAGACAGCAGAAACAGAGACAAGCUUGCAGAUGUUGCACAACCCUCCAUGGAUUAAACCUGAAGACAAAAAAUCACCUGAAAAAAAUGAGAAAAACUUUGAAGAUUCUGUUAGCACAAAAGAAAAGAAACUGUAAAUGCCACUAAUGCACAUUUACAAAUGUUCAUCACUUGCUUCCAACUUCACAUUCUUUUUAGUCCAUAGGCAGGAAUAAACCAGAUUUCUAAAGCAUGCAUUUUUCACUAUUUUAUGAACGUUUGUUAGCUAGUCAAGAAUAGACCAGUUAGUACCUUUCAGCAAUAAUCCAAAAGGAAUGUUUGAAGAAAUGCUUUGUAAUACAGUCCAGUUUUUGAACUAUUAUUAUACCUGACUUAGUAAUUAUGUACUAUAAAUUAGUUUGUUAAAAAAGCCAUUCCCAAAUAUUUUCUCAGUCUGAUCUAUUUAAUGUACCUUUAUGUCAGAUUAGAUUUUAGAUCAAGAAGUAAGGAACAGUGAAUGCAGAAAAAUAUAUGUUAAAAAUCUACAUAAACUUAGUCAUAGUACAAUGCAACUCA
Molecule: messenger RNA, 1566 nt
Organism: Tympanuchus pallidicinctus (lesser prairie-chicken)
Lineage: Eukaryota; Metazoa; Chordata; Aves; Galliformes; Phasianidae
Product: leucine zipper protein 2-like
Exons: 12
Coding region: 117-1148 (343 amino acids)
Source: RefSeq, a predicted model, not a curated record